Molecule: messenger RNA, 741 nt
Organism: Uncinocarpus reesii 1704
Lineage: Eukaryota; Fungi; Ascomycota; Eurotiomycetes; Onygenales; Onygenaceae
Exons: 2
Coding region: 1-741 (246 amino acids)
Source: RefSeq, a predicted model, not a curated record
AUGGCAGAGCUGUCCUUUACCAAGGCGUUCCUGGCGCAACUCGACUCAAAGCCCGUCAAACUCCCCGCAAACCAUGUGUUUGACCCACGGGACUUCCAAGCACGCCAGCCUUUUACUCUUCCCCGCCUCUCCGACCCUCCACACCCGCAGCUACCCAAGAAGGUCAAACCCGCCGCCAUACCGGGCUCAUCCAAGUCCAUAACGAUCCAUCUCAAGUCUGCUCGGAAUCCUGUCCUCGAUAUCACUCUUGAUAACGUGCCUCUAUCCGGCGCAUCAAUCCAGGACCUCAAAGCAGCCGUCCAGUCGCGCAUUAAACCCGCAAAUGCGGAAAGUGAUAGUGAGAAAGUACCCCUGGAGAAAAUCAAGAUAUUGUGGAAGCGAAAACCGGUGCAGGGAAACCUUGUGACGGAUGCAUUGGCUAGUGAACCCGAUGUUUUAAAGGGGGGGAAGGAGGUGGAAUUUGGCAUUAUGAUUCUGGGCGGUGCUGCCGUCUUGCCGCCGCAAGAGCCGCCUGCUACAUCGACGAUUGCUACCGGAGCUGAACACCUAGCGGGAAAAGAGGCCAUGCAGGAACCAGAUACUGCCAAGAAGUUGCCCGCUGAUAUAGAAAACCGUAAUGUUCUUUGGUCGGAGUCAUUCUGGGAAGACCUGGAAGGUUUCCUGAAAAUGAGAAUUAAGGAUGAGAAGGAAGCAGCACGGCUACGAGUAUUGUUCAAAAAUGCAUGGGAAUCAAGUACAUGA